UUCCGCAAUGACGUGUCAUUCCAAGUUCCUUCCGCUCGCAAACAAUCGAAGAACAAAACCCACCUUCUCCUCCCCUGUUUCCUCCUCCUCUGUUUCCUCCCCCGUCUCUCCUCCUCCUCUCUGUGCGUGUUGUGAUGGAGGAUCUUCCCCAACACCUGAUGCUCGACAUCCUGCGACGCCUCGGCGACUCGGCCGACGUCGCCCGCUGCCGGACCGUCUCCAAGGCCCUGAACUCCGCCGCCCGCGACGUCAGGUCCGUCGCCCUCCUCUGCUCCCUCUCCCGCUACCUCAAGUCCCGGUCGCCGGACACCGAGCCCCUCCUGCCCCCCUUCAAGUCCCUCGUCGCCAGCGCCAUCCUCAGCUGGAGGAGCGUGGAUUCCAUCUCGAUCGGGAUUGACAAGUCGCUCGCCGCCUCCGUCGAGGAAAUGGAGGAGGACGAGUCCGCGGACGACAUGUACCUGAUGGACGCGGGCUUCGUCGCGGGGUGGCUGCCGAGGGUCUGCGAGGGGUUGAUGGCGCUGUCGAUCUCGGACUUCUGGGUCCAGUCUUGCUGGAGGAGAUCGGACCUUUUGGCUCUCCUCUCGUCUUUUUGUCGUAGUCUUCGUGAGCUGGAGCUGAAGAAUGCUUGGCUGUCGGUGGAUGGCUUGAAUCCACUUCCCACACUCACCAGUUUGACACUCGAAUAUAUAAGACUCGAUGAUGAGGACCUGAGCAAGAUAUGUACUUGCUUUCCUCUUCUGCAAGUUCUCAACUUAUGCGGCGUUGGUGGACUUAAAGAACCGAAAAUACGUCUUCCGGAUCUCAGGUCGUGCCAAUGGACUGUGUCAAACGUUCCACUUACCCUGGCCAUUUCUGCUCCCAGGCUCGUCAAACUGACGCUUAAGUGCAUCAAACCCAGAUCUGUCAUCCUUGAAACUCCAGCAUUAUCCGAUUUUAACCUCUCCAUUGUGCAAGCAGAUGAUCUCCAAGUAAAGGACCUUAUUAGUUUGAAAAGCCUUAAGCUUGACUCCCCAUUUCUUUACAAUCUGCUUACUGCCUUCCCAUCUGGGGAAACAGUGGAGAAGCUUACUUUGAAUACAGAAAUCAGUAGUGAUGCGGAGGAAAUGAUUAGCCCAGAGUUGUUGUUUAAGACAUUUCCGAAUGUGAGUUCUCUCACGCUUGGCCCUGGCGCUUGGUCAAGAUUGUGGCCAUCCCCAGGAGGCUGGGAGGGUAGUGUCGAAAUGAAGAGCCUGAAAGGAAUUGUCGCAUGCAUGGUGGUCUCUCGUAUUGAUGUUGCGCAAUCAUUUAUUGCCUCUAUUCUGGAUAAGUGCACCAACUUGUCAGAGUUCACGAUUCUUGUGCACCAGCAGCAUGCUGACUCCAACUUGCUGAGCAACUUGACAAAUAGGUGCACUGCUGGUUGGCCAAGACUAAAAUGGAAAUUUGGAGUCUUUAAGGAAGCUACCGAAGGGUACGGAUUUACCGGGGGCUGGGAUAUAGUGUGGCAAAGACAAGCUUUUAAAGGAGCAAGAUAAGACGGCGUGCUUCUCUUGCUGGAUAAUUUUUUGCUUGGCCUUCACGGGGAAGGGUUUGCCUUAAUAUGAAGGAAAUGAUCCUGAUCCCGAGCCGAGACCCCGCUUGAUUUAAUAGAUCUUCCCUUAUCGAGAUUAGCACUGGCACAAGGACAGGACUGAGGAGACAAGCUUGUUUGUGAGAAACUGAGGAGGGCCAAAUGUAAUUAUGGUGAUGGAGAUGGUACUACCUGCUCGUGCACGCACUUUGAUCUAUCAGUUGCAGGUGAUGCUGCGUCUCUCUCUCGGUAGCAUCAGUUCUCUAUCAAUAUUAAUUCUUCCUCAUCUGUGAGGAGAACAUUCAUACAGAAGAGAAGGAAAAUAUAAGGAUGGGAAAGUGAUUCGGGAACCGGAUGAUUUGGAUUGUCUGCAAUUUGCACAUGCUUGUUUGUUAUCACUGUGCCUGUACUGCUGGAAUACUUACUAAGUGUAACGCUUGUAUACUUUGGAACUCAUUUGAGUGCAUCAUUGGGAAUUCAC
Syzygium oleosum is the source of this 2030-nucleotide messenger RNA. Its product is annotated as F-box/LRR-repeat protein At4g29420. The transcript has 2 exons. The coding region runs from base 135 to 1514 and encodes 459 amino acids. Gene Ontology annotation, molecular function: protein binding. The record is from RefSeq and is a predicted model, not a curated record. Lineage: Eukaryota; Viridiplantae; Streptophyta; Magnoliopsida; Myrtales; Myrtaceae.